This is a messenger RNA of Armigeres subalbatus, 7420 nucleotides long. RefSeq names its product protein elav-like. Bases 591 to 1682 code for a protein of 363 amino acids. Gene Ontology annotation, cellular component: ribonucleoprotein complex. Lineage: Eukaryota; Metazoa; Arthropoda; Insecta; Diptera; Culicidae. Gene Ontology annotation, molecular function: RNA binding. The record is from RefSeq and is a predicted model, not a curated record. The transcript is spliced from 2 exons.
CAGCGUAGUGCCACGGUUGUGCUCUCGUGAAAACGGAACCCAGCAAGGCCCAGCAGCUUUCCUGUUCUAGUGUAGUGUUGUAGUUCCAGAUAUAUAGCCAGUAAACCAGUCAAACACACUCACACUCGUGUACGCAUACAUCCAUCAGUCGUCACCCGCCGUACGGUAUAUAGUGCAAAAAGGAAGAAGAAAGUUUUUGUUCCGUUCGAAAGAGCAAAAGAGAAAGACGAGACCGAAAUUGAUUUUUUUUUCUGCCUGGAAAUUUCUUACUGGCUGCCGCUGCUACAUCCAUCAGAAGUUAAUUGAUAUUCGCAGUUUCGCACAAGUUUUAUACCAUAAUCGUCAAUCGUUGCGGAAGAGCUGGUGUGUGAACUUGUUUGUUUUUGGUGACAUUUUUGGAGUUGGUUAAAAAUAAAAGAUCGCGAAAAUCAAGUGAAGCUUGACGACGUAGCCGUGACCGCGACGGAAAAUUGCCAAAUUCGGAAGUGAAUAUUAAGAAGCGUGUGCAACGGUGAACCUGCACGCGGCCGAAGAAAUUUUUUGAGUGAAAACAAGUAAAAAAGAACAGCCUCAAAAUUACGACUUCAAUCAUGACCAACAAAGUGCUAGCAGCCGUACAAGAUCUACAAAAACAAAAUGGCGAAUCGCAGAAUACUACUGCGGCGUCGUCCGGGUCGGAUACGGCUCGGACGAAUCUGAUUGUCAACUAUCUGCCCCAGACAAUGACCGAGGAGGAAAUCCGGUCACUGUUUUCGAGCGUGGGUGAAGUUGAAAGCGUCAAACUAGUGCGUGACAAAAACGUAAUUUACCCGGGUCAACCGAAGGGGCAAAGUUUAGGAUACGGCUUCGUGAACUUCCACCGAUCCCAGGAUGCCGAACAGGCCGUAAAUGUGUUGAAUGGAUUACGCUUGCAGAACAAAGUGCUGAAAGUUUCUUUUGCAAGACCGAGUUCGGAAGGAAUCAAGGGAGCUAAUCUUUACAUUUCCGGUUUGCCAAAAACCAUCACACAAGAGGAAUUGGAGACGAUUUUCAGACCGUACGGCGAAAUAAUCACGAGCCGUGUGUUGGUCCAGGAGGGCAAUGACAAACCGAAAGGAGUUGGAUUUAUCAGAUUCGAUCAACGUAAGGAAGCUGAGCGCGCUAUUGCUGCUCUGAAUGGAACAACACCGAAAGGAUUGACCGAUCCCAUAACGGUUAAAUUCUCGAAUACCCCUGGACAGAAUACGGCCGCAAAGAUUGUGCAACCUGCUCUGCCGACCUUCCUGAACCCACAGCUGACCCGCCGGUUGGGAGCUAUCCAUCAUCCAAUUAACAAGGGAUUGGCCCGUUUUUCACCGAUGGGAGGAGAAGUGUUGGAUAUGAUGCUGCCGACCGCACCGACUACGGGAAUCGGCGCAAUCGCACCGUCUGGUGGAUGGAGCAUCUUUAUCUACAACCUAGCACCGGAAACCGAGGAGAAUACCCUGUGGCAGCUAUUCGGCCCGUUCGGUGCCGUGCAGAAUGUGAAAGUCAUCAAGGAUUCGGCGACAAACCAAUGCAAAGGAUACGGCUUCGUCACGAUGACCAACUACGAGGAGGCAAUGUUGGCGAUUCGAUCUCUCAACGGAUACACCCUUGGCCAACGGGUGUUACAAGUCAGCUUUAAAACCAACAAAGCAAACGCCGAAAUGGCCGAUCAUUAAAAUGAAAGAAACCCAUUGCAAUUGAGAGGAGGGUGAGAUAUAUAUCAAACGCAUCGAGACGACACCCUCCUUCGGAAAGGAAACAAAAGUCAAUCAAACUCCCCCGCAUCAAGACACGAGUACUGUCGGUGCAAUAAAUAUUCCACGAACACAGACAUGAAAUAUGUAACUACAAUCGUGCAUAAGCCGCGAUUUAAAACAGACACAUAGAUUGUGAGGAGGGAGUAGGCGGUGGAAAAGCGUACUACGCGGCUUGAGCGAGGGGUGCGAUUUUCUUCGAGGGGUGCGUCGCGAUUGAGUUUGAUAUUUUCCAGCCUUGCACCUCUCGUUUCCUAUCGACCGUCGCGUGCGCUGCGCAUGCGGAGGAUCGAAGAAGCAUCCAGCCGCCAGAAUAUUCGCAACCCCCUACUACUACACAACCCUACAAAUGAAGCGCAAAAGAUGAGAGGCAAAGCGAAUCUUCACAGAACACAGAAACAGAGAGGUUCGCUUUGGAAGAGCGAGAUACUGCCGCGAAAAAAUAAUCAAGUAUGUGUGCUUUUACCCAUUUUUAAACAUUUUCUUAAAGCUAAGAUUGGCGAUUUAGCGUUCCCUAAAGAGGACGAAGAAGAAAGAGGGCAAUCACAAAAAAUGCACCGCAAAGAAUAACCGAAAAUAGUUAAAUUACUGUCAAGGAUUCUGUACGAAACUUUUUUAAAACGUAAGUUUGUAAUUUAAUCAGUGGUGCACAGCAAAUCCUUUUUAAUUGAAUUUCAUUCACAAUUUAUGAGAAUCGUUUCAAGUUUUCUCCCCAUUCUUCCCUUCUUAUCAUAACAACGCAAAAUCGCCAAUAUUUUUCGAGCAACACAUCCCAACUCGCUCUUAUUACAUUAGGCUAUAGUAGGCUAGGUGCACUAAUCAAAAAUGAAUGUUGGCUUCUCAUCGACUUGGAAGUAUUUUAGAAUGAGAGAUUAUUCAGCUUCUCUGCGGAUUAAAGCAAGCGGUGGGCAAAUACUCUGCUAUCGAGUGUUGCUGUAAACCGUUUAUUCGUGUAUUUGUUCAUAUUUGCUUCCAUCCAUCAGAGUAGGCGAUUAAUUAGCGACUCACGCGCGACUACUCUCGUUUGUUCUCUAUUUCUUAAGUCUAUUUACACGAAAUGCGCAGCUGGAAAAGUGGUGAUGAUAAUGUGCGAUGAGAUCAGUACCAGAAGCUGGGAGUGCGCUGAUGCUCGUUUAGGUUGGACUAAAUGUGUAGCGAGAAAAAAGGCAAAAAAGCGUGUAAUUUGAACAUUCUUGGUCGUCUUCAACACGUCGUUCCGAGGUCGUUGCGGUAAACGAACAACCCUUGAGAGACAUUGUUCGAACAUUUUUGAGAGGCUUCCCGAAGUAUGGAAGAAUGAGGCUAUAUUAUAGAAGUUAACGUUACACGUUUCUUUUUCGUUCCUGUGUGUGGCGAGGAAGCGAAAUGUGUGAGCUUUUACAACAAGAACAAAAAUGGCUUAUAUCCGUUCUAUUUAACACGUUGAUGACGAAAACGACGAUCAAUAAGUAACUAUAACACGACCUACAGGAAAACCACUGUUGGUCGAACAGAAAGCUGAAAACUGAAACACGAAAAUCUAGUCAAAAGAAAAAGAAAAAAAACUUUUACAACAAAGCAUAGUAGGCAGAAUAGGAUCUUUUACGCGUUAGUCUUAAAUGUCCCCUUAUAAAGUAAACACAUAUGUAACCAGGCUGGAACUACAACAGCGUGGACAGAUAUUUAUUAAAGGAAAAUGUGUAUCAAAGGGCGGGAUGUAGAUGAAAGUGGUACUACUGCAAUAUUUUUCAAAGAAAAUGGAACUUUUUUCAUCCCUCUCACACGUGCGGGAAGCCGGAUCGUGAAAGCAAGCCUGCUGGCAGAAAUACGCAUGAUACACGCAAGAAAAUAGUAAGAUUAAAUUAAUAUUUUAGGAAAAUUUUAUUUAUUUUACAACUUAUUUAUUGAUGACGAUGGAAGGUGGCUUUGAGACUAAACGAAACAAGCUAAACUCUUCAAGCUAUUAGAACACGCGAAAGACGGAAAGCAAAUAAUGAAGAAACAAACCUACAUACGAAAGGAUCUCAUUUUAGCAUAUAAAACAAGUGCAAACAGGUUGGGUUUGACGAAAACGGUAAACGGAAGCCAUUAAUUUAGUGAAAUUGAGCGAGUGAGCCUAAUAACUGCAGAUUAAUGAGACAUAACUUAACCAUAGAGAAAGAACGCGCAAAUGGAAAGAGACACAAAACGAACGACAGAUGAAAAACGUACUUAGAAAAGAAGAAACUGUUGAGACAGUUAGAAAGAACAAAUAUAAAUCAUCAAAUUUUCAGUUCCAAAGAACCUAGUGAAGAUAAAGUAGAAUCACUGACUUGUUUACUUUCGGCAGUAGCUGCCACCGAUGUUCUUUUUGUUUUUAUUGACGGAAACGUCGGUCAAGUUUCGAAAAUUUCUUCUUCAAAACGAUAGACUUUUAUACAAACAAGACAGAACAUCUUGAGCCCACCAUCGAACGCGAUUUCGUUUUUGUGUGGUCUUUGUUGAAUAGCGAAAUUGGUACUAAACUUGUUGUGGUGCACCUUUCUCGGCUAGAAGCGAAUCCAGAAAGUGUUGCAUCAAUUGGUGAAAAAAAAACAUUUUGUUUACGACUUUGAGAGCGAACAUAACCCAGAACAGUAAUAAUAUUAGUCAAAAAGUAUUAAAAGCCUGAUAUGAAGGUAUAUUAACCGUAAAGAUACAAGAAUAUUCAAAGGAUAACAACUAUUGGAAUGAGCAACAAAAUAAGCAUAAUAAUGCCGCACAGUAAUUUUUAAGGUGAUCGUAAGACAAGUUAUUGAUAUACACAAAUUCUGCUCCUUUACCAGAUACCCACAAAGAAGGAAAAAUAGAUCAUUGUGGCAUAGUAACAGAAAUACUCCCCAUCCCAUUUCUCACCAGGAAUAUAUUGAUAUUAUAUGUAUAGAGGAAAUGUGAGAUAGGAAGAGAGAAUAGUGACACAGACAGAAUUUUAACAUGUCAAUCUUUCUUUUGUUGUAUCGACAUUUUAUAUGGUUUUUCUACUUUAUUUUCAAACCCUAGAUUCGUUUAUGACUUUGGUUUAAAAUAAUUCCGCUUCGUUCUAUUCCCUUGGGCAGUGGUUCCACGAAUGUCUAGCAUUUAAAGCAACAAAAACAAAUCUUAUUUGUGAUUUCUAGUCCAAGCUAGCGCCUACCUCGCGCUAGCGCCAAUUGUAUAAGAACUUUCCCGUGGAAUCAAGUCUGGUCAGGGGAAAACAAGCGAAGAAAAUACAACACCCGAAUCUAUUCCAUACAACUGUGAUACAAGCAAAACAAGAAAAACCUACUUUUAAGAAAACAAAACAACAAAUACACGCAGAAAAAUUGCAAGCAAGAAUGUGUUGAUUUGACACUGCCCCAUCCAAGUGCACACGGUUUUUGCUUUUCAACACCGCAGUCUCUCUGAGGCGACCGAUUGGCACUCGGUGCACAGUGUCGCCGGUUUAUUCAGUAUUUUUAGUUCUCGCUAAGAGAUUUUUCCAUUCCCCCCCAAUCUUCUCUCUUCGCCGUGACGGCACCCUCCACCCGUGGGAUGGCAGCAGUGAUGCACCGUGCAAAGGCCAUGCAUCUAAUGAUCGCAGGAGACUGUUCGUAUGUGACAUUUGACCGCGGCGCUUCUGUCAGAGGCGCACCACACGCACAUUCUUGCUGAAUACGUUUUCAGUUCUUACAUAGUUCUGUUUUCUUCUUUUAUUCUCUCGAAUUAUACGUUUUUUUCGUUUGUUUUGGUUUCUUUCGUUUGCUCUGUUUUCUUUAUUUUUGGUUAAAUUAUUGUGUAUGAGGAGAAAAACAUUGCCGAACAGGUCCCGACAGACUACGCCAUUUGUUCCAAUUGGAUAAACGAAAGAAUUUGACAAAAAAGUAUGAAAUCAUUAUUUGCUUUUAUAUUCAGUAUUCACAAAAAGAAAACAUAAUAAGAAAACUGUUUACUUUCUUAACGUCUGAUUUAUGUUACGCUUUGUUCCUGUAUUUUUUAGUUUUCGCAAUGAUCAAACACACACAAGCACACCCAUAUAACAUCAAUAGCAAAAACAUGUACAAUUUGGUUUUCGCUCGUGCGAUAUGACAGGUGUAAUUUUCUUUUUCUUUUCAUUAUAAUUUCGUUACUCAUUAUGGCACAGAUUCGCGCGAAAUGUCAUCCCUUAGCCCAGCUAGAGUGCCGUGCCACAUUCUUGUAUUUGGUUCUGCUUACGUGGUUUUGUGUUAUUAUUGUUUAUUCGGUUUAGUUAAUUGUUGUUUUCGUCCUCUUCAGUUUUCUAGCUCGUAUUAUAGUUUUAAUAAUUUUCAUUUUAGUCCUGCUAUUGAAGCAGGACUUUACUUAUAAGUUGUGUACGGUUCAUUUGGGUUUUCAUUGCAUGAUUUUUUUUAUCUUUUAAGUGUAUAAUCAUUUUGUUUUACGUUUAUUAUUUCUUUUAAUUUCUCUUUUCUUUUUUGUGUGUUUUCUUUUCUUUAUUUUUAGGAUUUAUGUUAGAAAGAAUUGAGAGUGAUGUGUGCAAUAGGAUGUGACUAUGUUUUCUUACUUCCCUUCUUCUCACUUUAUCUUAUCCACUCUUAUUCUUACUUUUGCUUAGAAUUUAAUUAUGAAAGAAGAAAGCUAAACUCUAGAAUAUCUAUAUAGCGAGUAUGAACAGAGAAAAACAUUAUUUAUUUAAACAGAUUUUCAUACUUAUUUAAAAAGUUAGUAUUUUAAGCAUAAUUUCAUAAUUUAUUGCGUAUUCAUCAUUGAUUGUAAAAAAUGAAGAAGCUUAUUAGUUUCAAAUUUCCGGCCGUUUCGCAAGUUAGCGCAGCAUACUCUGUUUGUUUGAGUAUCCAUUUUACAGUGAAGCGUGGAAACACAUUUGUUCAGUUCCUUAUCAAUUCAAACACGAAUUACGAGUAGGAUUGCGACAAGAUCCAAAAACAACAGUGGAGAAUCCAACAACGUGACAAAACAUUUGAAUCCUGUAAGUACAAAUCAAAUGGUUUACGGAAAAAUAAACAAAUACUCAUUUUGUUGGAUUGUCGCUGGCGUGGAAGUGAAAGUGUUGAAUUAGAAAAAUCACUCCAUACGAAAAUCUGUAUCACCAAAACCAACACCACGUUCUAUACAUAACAAGGUAGCUUUUAGUUGAAUUCAGAAUUCAGUUCCCAUCACACACCAUAUGAUGCUUGUUGUUUGUAUUUUUCUCUUACAAAGGAGGCAAUGUUUCAAACAUUUAUGCAACACUUUUACAAUUAAUAACAAAGAUGAAAAACCACCUUUAAGAGAAUAUCGAAAUGACUCUCAAAACCAAACUUUUCGAAUAAUAUAAAUGAACAUAAAGCUGUAAAACUGGCAGCCUGGCGGUAGCAGCAGCAGCAGCAUUAGCAACGGCGGCAGCAGCAGAAGAAAACCCAUUAUAAAGCUUGUGUUAGUAAUUCCUCUUAUCUCAUUUGUGUUAGUUCAUUAUCAAAUUUUCAAUAUACAAAAAGAGGGAAACUAAUUCCGCAAUAAUAGCAAGCAGAAAAAGUAACGGCUUACUGAUAGAAACGUCAACUGAAUUUACGGCUUUCAUUUAUCAUUAUUUAUAUAUUCGAAUUAAUCAAUGUAUAAUUUCAUUUUCCCGAAUACGUUCUUGUGUACAUACGAAAAUUAUAAAAGAAAAUCAAUUAUUACAAUAGUAAAAGAAGCAAAAAUAUGAAAUACAAUAAAAAAUUAUAAUUUGA